This is a messenger RNA of Gambusia affinis (western mosquitofish), 6473 nucleotides long. It is a transcript of the gene elk4, whose product is annotated as ETS transcription factor ELK4. NCBI's taxonomy places the organism in Eukaryota, Metazoa, Chordata, Actinopteri, Cyprinodontiformes, Poeciliidae. The transcript has 6 exons. Gene Ontology annotation, biological process: cell differentiation; regulation of transcription by RNA polymerase II. The coding region runs from base 427 to 1851 and encodes 474 amino acids. The record is from RefSeq and is a predicted model, not a curated record. Gene Ontology annotation, molecular function: DNA-binding transcription factor activity, RNA polymerase II-specific; sequence-specific DNA binding. Gene Ontology annotation, cellular component: nucleus.
GCGAAAACAACACCAAACCAGUGAAACCGAUGAGAUCGCCAAAUAGCCUUCUAUUCCAUAAUGUUACUGAAAAUAGUUAAACUCAAGACGCUGUUCUUGUCUUAUCUUCUUUGACUUAACCCCAUUUGUCAAACAGCUUCUGUAUGGAAGGACUUCACACCCACGAAGUUUGUGAAGAAAGUUGUCUGAUUGGGUUUAUACGCAGAACAUUGAACGCAGCAUCAGUUCCUGGUCAAAGGAUACGCCGUCAGUGAGAUCCAGAUGCUUUUAAAUCUGAAUUCCUGAGUGGGAAUUCGCUCAGCCCUUUGCUAGGACCUUGUUUCCCGACCCACGGUGCUGUAAGACCUUCCCAGAGAUGACAGAGGAACACCUGGACGGGGCUCGACGACUCGGAAAUUCAGCGGGCUCUUCGAGCGAGUAAGCGACAUGGACAACUCUGUCACCCUGUGGCAGUUCCUACUCCAGCUCCUGUUGGACUCCAGCAACGAGCAGCUCAUCUGCUGGACCAACGAGGAAGGAGAGUUCAAGCUGCUGCAGGCUGAGGAGGUGGCCCGGCUUUGGGGAGCCCGCAAGAACAAGCCCAACAUGAACUAUGACAAGCUCAGCAGGGCGCUGAGGUACUACUAUGACAAGAACAUCAUAAAGAAGGUGAACGGCCAGAAGUUCGUCUACCGCUUUGUGUCCUACCCCGACAUCCUGAAGGGAGACGCCGCUGCCCGGAUGGACGGGGGGGACGAUGGAGCGGGCGGAGUCCUCCCUGCUGCUGCUAAGAGGUUGGACGGUGCUCUGCUGGAGGCGGAGUCUGACGACCGCUCCAAGGCGGGGUCGGGUCCGGCCACUCUGGGCUCCAGCACUAAGCAGUCCAACAGAAACGACUACAUCCACUCCGGCCUCUACACUUCGUUUCAUCUCAACUCCCUGCACAACGGCCGGCAGCUCUUCAAGUCCAUCAAGGUGGAGAACCCUGCAGAGAAGCUGGCUGAGCGGAGGGCCGCCUCCCAACAGAGCCAGGAGACCCCCCCUCUGCUGCAGGCGCCUCCAGCAGCCGCUCCGCCGUCGGUCAUCAAGUUUGGAAACAGCCCGCCAAAGCCGCAUGCCGCGCCGCCUCCUCCGGUCGCCAUGGAGACCACCCUGAGCGGCUUGGACUCCCUGCAGGCUCCGCCUCAGAGGGCCGAACUCGUCAGCACACACUCCGCCCUGCACCCCCAGUCCGUCUACUCGCUGGAGCACAGCCGGCAGUCAGAACCCGGCCUGGGCCUUCCUUACCUGGGGGCGGCACGGGAGGCCGCUCAGGAGGGAAACGUGACCAACAGUGACGGCGAGUCGGGGGGCUCCGGAUCUACAGAACCGGCUGCUCUGGAGACACCGGAGACCCAGGCACACGACAAGCAGGUGGACGGCGGCAUCAGUGUGUGUAUGGACGAGCCCAGCCUGGUGGACACUGAGACCAGUUCGUCCUCGGUGAACAGCAACACCGCGGGAAGCGCUCAGGCUCUGGGAAAAACUCGUAAACCGCCAAAGGUCCUGCAGCUCAGUCCGCCCGCUCUGCUCGUCACCACGUCCGAGUUCUCCCCCAUGAACCUGUGCAGCCCCUCGCUGCCCACUGCCUCACUCACACCAGCAAUGCUCCAGACUCCAACCCUCCUGCUGACUCCCAGUCCUCUGCUGUCCAACAUCCACUUCUGGAGCACGCUCAGUCCCGUCGCUCCCCUCAGCCCCGCCACCAGACGUCAGGGAGCCCACCUGUUCCAGUUCCCAUCGGUCCUGAACUCCCAGUUCCAGAUCCCAGUCCAGAGCCUGGAUGGGACCAACACACCCGGACCCAUUUCCCCAGACCCCCAGAAAACGUAGACGCGGCCCACGCCCGUGUGUGGCAGACGGAUGAGGCUGAAGCGUUCGCUUGGUCUUGUGGUAUUCAAGCCCUCUGGACCCUUUUCUGUUCGCCAUCCUGAUGCAUUCAUUUUGUCUGGCUUAUUUUGGGAUCACAGCAGAUGAAAAGGAGAGAGGGAUUUCCAUGGUAACCAAACCUGACACAAUCUGCUUCACACCUAAUGGGAUUCCGGCUAUGGCUUUGCUGCCAGACCUGUUCUUCUGACCUGAGUCCACUCUGGUCGUUUGUUGCUCCAACCUGAUCAGCUGCUCACUACCCGACCCACACCACCUCCACCCUUCUGUCUUAUUCUGACUUGUGGCCAUAGUCCAAACUGAACCUUAAGUUAUGCUUUGCAGAUUUUUUAACACUCCUUUCACACUUUUUUCUAUGAUUCAAUCCCAACAUUCAUUUGGUGGAUCUCAGAGAGUGAAAGGAGUGUGAAUACUUAUGCAAGCCGCUGUGUGUGUUUGUUUUAAUGAAACGUAUGUGGACACCCUGACAGCCAUGUUGACCUGUUCUGCCUUCUUUAGGGAAGAAAGAGAAGCCAUACAGCAUUUUUGGUCACAGGGGGCAGUCAACCAGCCGUAGUUCUCUCUGUGGCCACAGGGGGCAACCAACCAGCAUUUGUUCUCUCUGUCAUGGAUCUUUAGUGUCCUGGGCUUGUUGGGGAGGGAAACCAGAGAACGGAAACAGAGGGAAGCGGCUCAUUUGUUAGUGAGUGAGCUUUCUUUAAUCCUCACCAGCUGGCCUUUACAACAUUGUUUAGAAAUGAGAAAGCAAAAAAAAAAAAAAAGAUCCCUAUGAUUUUGUGAAAAUAUUAAUACCAUAAAAACUCUUUUUGAUGCUUGCUAUUUGUGGAACUCCUGAGCAGUUGUUUGUUGCAUCUUUAUAGAGCCAGUUAAGAACCUUAGAAGCAUUUUGUUUAAAUUCAAAUUAAAAACAGAUUUUGUUGAAUCUCCAGUAGCAGUCAGACUUGCAACAAAUCUAGAAAAUCCUCUGACUAAAGAUAGCUGUUGCAUGGCAUCUUAUGACUGUAAUGACAUGCUAACAGCUAAACAUCCAGGGACAAAGACAAUAUUCCACAGGAACAUGUCCUGGAUGACAUCAUCAGUAGUUACCAAACACUACUAAUCCACUUCAUUUGCUUUGGCCGCUCCCCUUUAACUCUCUGCCUGUCCGUAUGGUUACCAAGCCGAGCAGAGAGACAGAGACUGUUCCUCUCUCUGCUCUGCAUCAUGAAGCUUCCUCUUCAACGCUGCUUGGAAUUAUUGUAGCUUUUACGAUGCUAGUCAGGUGCUCCUAGUUGGAAAAACAGUACGUUGUUGCCACGGUUACGCAUUCUAACUGUCCACAAGUAAAAAAAGCAAGAGUAAUCGUACAAUAAUGCAACACCUCAACCAAAAGGAUUAACAAAAGUGUAGAAGAGAAGAAAUGAGAGCUAGCGUAGCUCCUGCUGCCACCACCAGGGGCACUGUUCUAGAAUUAGUUUGAUUCCAGUUCAGCACUGAACAUUCAGUACUAAAUUGCUUCAGCAUCUGUUUAGUGACAUGCAUAUUUGUACAACUCCACGUUCAUUCAAUCUGUCCUGUGAACUUCUACGUUCUCGUCAGCAGAUGCUGCCGUCUUCCCUCUGUUUCCAGUUUUAAAAGCUCCAAACAAAACCGGCUGGAAUUAAAGCCGAGCCUGUUGAUGGCUUUUUUUUUUUUAACCACAAAUAGCAAUACCUUUGCUUGCCCAACAGUCAGCCAAAACAUUAUGACCUCUUUCUCCUGCUGAGCUGGAAAUGCACCGAGCAGUCAGCCGGAAUCAGGUCUGCUCAAGACACUAGACAUUCUUCAGUGUGGAAGUUCUUACUGUGGGAAGCAAGAAAGGGUUAAAAGCGACUUAAAUGUAAAUGUAUCGUCAGCCGUUUAUUUAGGCUAAUAAUAUUUUCAACAGGUGAUGGGAAAGCUAAACCUAUUACUGAAAAGUUGUUCUCUUCUAUUUUUUCCUAAGGUUUUAUUCUCCAAAUUUAAACAGCCACCACUGACAGACAAAAAAUUAUUUGCUGUUUUGUUUUUUAUUAUUAUUUUUUAUUGGAGUUGACUAAAAUGAACUAGAAAUGUCCAACAGCGGAGCAUCAUAUGUCUGGAUGACAGUUUGUAGCUUAAAGUUGCUUCUCAGCUUUAAUGCUUAAAAUCCAAGGUGUCAAACUCAAGUGUUUCUAUGACCCCUCUAAUCUCAAGAUGGCCACAUAAAUCAAAUCAGAUUAUUUUUUAACUAUACAUCGUCAAAUUACAUCAAAGAUUAACAGUAAAUCUUAAAGGCUUAAUAGGUAAUUUUAUCAAUAAAUUUCAUCAAAGAUGCAACUAUUAUUUGAGUUACUGAUUACCCUGAUGAUUAAUUAAACUUUUAUACAAUAUUAGAAAUAUAUAUAUAUAUAUAUAUAUAUAUAUAUAUAUAUAUAUAUAUAAAGAGAGGAGAGCUUAUAAUUUGUAGCAAAAGAUGAAUCUGUAACUAAAAGUACUUUUAAUACCAACAUGUAAAAAAACUCAGGCGAUUCUGCUUGACUUGACAUCAACACACUGAAAGAGUGAAACAUUUGAUCCAAGUUAAGAAGAUGGACUUAAUCAAAUUAAGUUUAUCCAAUUACAUACAUUAAGCUAAGUCAUGUUAUACACAGGUUAAUAAAUUAAGUUUGACAAACUUAAUUUGAUUUCCUGUAACAGUUCUCCAUUUUUCAGUGUAGUUAAUAAAUGGGUAGCAAAGGUGCUAUUUUUAACAGAGUCUGAACCAGGUGAUAUUAAAACUGCCACUUUAGGAUUUCUGGGUUAAACAUAUUUACAGUUCUUUUCUUUUAUCUUAAAUGCUAAUUGUAUAUAUUUUUUUGUACAGUUUUGGCUUGAUUGCUGCUCUGACUCUGUUGCUCUUUCAGCAAACUCCUUUUCUUGGGUCUGUAUACUGGAGUUAGGGAUUAAUCGAUCACUAAAUCAGCUUACAGUUAUUUCAAUACCCGAUUCAUCCAAUUAAUCGCUAUUCAAGAUCUUGAUGCAGCCAGAAAUGAAAGAGAGUGACAGCGCUGCAUCACUCUCUCCUUCUGAUUGGGUACUGAUGUUUCGGUUCUUUCUCUCUCCGUCUGAUUGGCUGGUGAUGUUUUGGUUCUUUAACCCAGAGCGCUGCCUGAACAUUUCCCCGCUGCCUACCCAUCAGCCACCUGAAGCCCACUCCACGUGUUUUACCCGACUUUAAAGCCAUAAGUCUGACAGACUCCAGAGGUACUCCCCGCCUCUCUCUGCCAUCUAACAUUGAAAGCGUUGCGUGGCGCUUGUUUACACCGUGCUUGGAUUAAAACUAAAAAAAACAAACCACAGAGGUGUGUUCUGUUUUUAACCAAAGUGUCAAACUCUAACCCAGGGACGGGUUAGAUGGGUUGGUGCAGGACACACGCUCACUCAGAUGGAAACGGUGCCUUACCGCAGCCAAGCCCAAGGUCAGCCUCACUAAGCUCUCUCUCUCUCUCACAGAGCUCUUUUUAUUUUAUUUUAAAUUUCAGACGCCGUAUCUUAGAUGUCAACCAAACCAGAGAAUUGGAGGAAAACUCAGCAGCAGUGUAAUUCUGGAUGCGUUGCUGUACAUACAGACAGCCACAUGAGCCGACGCGCUCGGCAUGUAAAAUACCAGCUUCACGUCGGCGGCCAUGUUCCUUCUUAACCUGCCUCUUAAUGUUUGCUCAGAAAGUGUAUAGCUAGAUAUAUAUAUAUAUAUAUAGAAGGAGAAAAACAACCUUGUCUUUAACUCAUUGUAACCUCCAUUUAUUUUCCUGUAAUGCAAUAGAAUUCUCAGAAUAAUUUCUAUUUUUGUAAAUCAGUGUCUGCUUUUUAAUAUUCCUCUUUGUGCAUGUUUUUUUUGUAUCCUUGUUUUAUUUUGUGUAAUUUUUGGGGAAUUAAUGUUGGGGUUUUUUUUUCUUUCUUUUUUUAGGAAUCAAAGCCUUAUUGGGAUAAAAUCAAAGUCUGUUUUGUAUGUUGACUGUUUUUUGAUAUCGUGUUGAUAUUGUACAUGCAGAUGUUGUGAUCAGACGUUUGCACUUAAGAGUUGGGGGUUCCUGUCAUAUUGGAUUCUGUCACUUUUCUAGGAUUUCCUUUGACUAUAGAAAUGUAUUUUUCCCCGUAAAGGGAGGAUUUCAUUAUGCACUUGUAUUUUAUAAGAACAAAAGGAGCUAAAUCUAAAGUUUUACAGUUUGUAUGGAGAAAAAAGACUAAUUUGUAAUUAGGCACUUGCACAAAUCUUUAUAAAAAUGUCUACAACCCAUAGAACAGAUAUAUAGAAUAAGCAUCUUUUGCUGUAAGUUUAAUAGUAAAAACAGCUAUAAAAUGGUCCCAAAGCUUUUUUUUCUCCUCCAGUCGUCUUGGAGUUCAGUUUUGUCUUCAUAUCUGCUCUCUUGAUUCUUUUCCUUGAAAUGUAAAAAGUUGUUUUUAAAGAAUGACUGUUUUUGCUUUGUUUUGUCCAGUUUGAUGCUUAUUCAAAAUGUUUACAAGCUGCUUGUCUUGAGUGGCAUAUUGAUGUGCGAGAAGCCUGGAGGAAAUCUGUACAACAGACCAAUAAAAAACAAAUGUCUAACUGA